CAACUGUGUCGCGUAGCGUCGCGCUCUUUAACCAGUCCAACACUGCGAUCGCAUCGCUAUGGCUAUUGUGCAGGUUUUUAUGAUUUUGCUGAUCGCCGCAAUCACGUUGGCUUUGCAUUUCAUUCGUAAACAUCUCAACUACUGGGCCGAGAGGGGAGUUGUCCACGAGAAGCCACAUUUAUUCUAUGGCAAUAUGAAAGCUGUCGGCUCAAAGCAGCCACUGAAACAGCCAUUCCAUGAUUUGUAUCAAAAAUACAAAGACAAGGCCCCAUUUGGGGGUUUCUAUUUAAGUCUGCGCAAGGCGGUGGUGCUGUUUGACCUUGAACUAAUUAAACGGGUUAUGAUAACCGAUUUCAAUGAUUUCUCGCAUCGCGGCGGCUACUACAACGAGAAAGAUGAUCCGCUAUCGGGACAUCUGUUUCAGCUGGAUGGUCCCAGAUGGAAACAGAUGCGGAUGAAAUUGACACCCACAUUUACAUCGGGCAAAAUGAAAUUCAUGUUUCCCACUGUGGUGGAGGUGGGCGAAAGGUUCAUCAACGUUUUAAGCGAUCUAAUACAGAAAGAUGACGUCGUAAAAGAAGGCCUGGAGAUACGAGAACUUUUGGCCCGUUUCACCACAGAUGUGAUUGGCUGUUGCGCCUUUGGUUUGGAAUGCAAUAGUUUGAAGGAUCCGGAAGCAAAAUUUCGAAAAAUGGGUCAAAAAGUCUUCACCGAACGUCGCCAUGGCCGCUUGUUGUUUGCCUUUGCCCAAGCUUUUCCCGAUUUGGCUCGCAAGUUUGGCAUGGCCUUCAUACCCGAGGAUGUCAGCCAGUUCUUUAUGAAGGUGGUCAAAGACACUGUGGAAUAUAGGGAGCGUGAAAAGGUGGAGAGAAAUGAUUUCAUGAAUCUCUUGAUAGAAUUGAAAAAUCGCAAUGACACUGAAGGUCUGACUUUGGAACAAAUAGCCGCCCAGGCCUUUGUUUUCUUUUUGGCUGGCUUCGAGACUAGUUCGAGCACCAUGGGUUUCGCUCUCUACGAAUUGGCCAUUCAUCAGGAUAUGCAAACAAAGGUGCGCCAAGAAAUCAAUGGUGUCUUGAAGCAGUACGAUGGCAAAUUGACCUAUGAGGGAGUUAAAGAGCUCAAAUACCUACAACAGAUUUUAUAUGAGACCAUGCGCAAAUAUCCAGUGGCCUCUUUGGUGGUACGCAAAGCCUUGGUGGACUAUAAAGUGGCCAAUUCGCCCUACACCAUUGAAAAGGGUACCGUAGUCAUUAUACCCAUUGAUGCCAUACAUCAUGAUGCGGCUAUUUAUCCCAGUCCCUCGGAAUUCAUACCAGAACGUUUCGCUGCAGAAGAGAUAGCCAAGAGGCACUCCAUGUCUUGGAUACCAUUUGGUGAGGGUCCCAGAAAUUGCAUAGGCCUUAGAUUUGGCAAAAUGCAGGCCAUGGUAGGUCUGGCAUUGCUGCUAAGAAAUUUCAAAUUUACCCUGUCCGCAAAGACACCAGUGCCGUUGGUCUAUGAUGAGAAGGCAGUGGUGUUAACUGCCAAAGGAGGAAUCUAUCUUAACUUGGAAGCGAUACAAGCUUAGAAAGUAUUUUGAAGUAUUUUUCUUCUUUUUUUUUUGUGUUAUAUUUCAAUGUGUUGUGAUAUAAAAUUCGUAAUAAGUGUAUCUAUAAGGCUUCUAAACACGGCAACAGAAUUGUUGA
Stomoxys calcitrans (stable fly) is the source of this 1685-nucleotide messenger RNA. RefSeq names its product cytochrome P450 6a8. The transcript has 2 exons. NCBI's taxonomy places the organism in Eukaryota, Metazoa, Arthropoda, Insecta, Diptera, Muscidae. The record is from RefSeq and is a predicted model, not a curated record. Gene Ontology annotation, molecular function: iron ion binding; monooxygenase activity; heme binding. The coding region runs from base 59 to 1567 and encodes 502 amino acids.